This is a messenger RNA of Owenia fusiformis, 2524 nucleotides long. Lineage: Eukaryota; Metazoa; Annelida; Polychaeta; Sabellida; Oweniidae. The record is from the annotation of a GenBank genome assembly.
UCUACAAAGAACAUGCUCUCCUGGAACGAUUCAUAGAGAUAAUUCCUUUUGUUUUUCUGUGUUAAGGUAUAAUAUUGAUGUUAUUCUAUCGCGAAAAUGCUAAAUGCCUGAGGUGCGCACAGAAACGAAAUUAGGCUGAUCAAUGCGCAUGUUUAAAUUCCUGCUUCCUGUUCGUUUCAGAGAAAAUAUUUCUGGACAACUUUACUGAUUUGCAGUGUUGUUAUUGUAAUUAUGUAAGCAGAUGAUCAGAGACGGGAUGAUGACAUGCUCCAAGACCAUCAAAGAGUGGCUAGCGGAGUUUAAGCGCCUACCGACAGACGCUACGGUUAUAUACAAUUAUGCAUGUGCCCUACGUGACAAUGAUGCCAUAUAUGAAGAACUGAUUGACUUCCUCAAUUCCGAGACUGAUUAUGAGGUACUAGAUCCAGUAUGUCACCAGCUGUUUGAGUUCUAUAGGUCAGAGGAACCCCUACUACGUAGGUUUACAUUAGAACUAGUCCCGACCCUCAUCACUGCCUAUCUGAUUGCACACUCUAACAACCAACUGAAGUUUUUCAAUAUAAGGAACAACAAUAGAAAAAAGAAGCAGAGAAGCAGCGGAAUAGAAGCUUGUUUACUGGCGAUAUAUAACUUGGAGGUGGUCAAUGUAGAUGGAACUCCAAGAGUGAAAACACUUACAAUUCCCAGCCUGGCUAAACCAUCACUUUACCAUGAGCCUACCCAACUUUCACAGCUGUCCCUCACAGAGACAUCUCUGUCCCAGUAUGCACAUGGGGAGCCUCAGAUCAUCACCAUUGGCCCAAACCCACAGGUGGAGUGCAUCAAUGCACAAAAUAGGCUACAGGUGCUAACCUACAUUCUCCAGAGAUUCAACAGUGAUGUGGUCAACCUCAGCUCUUUCUGCCACCAGUCAUUAUGCAAAAACUGUUCAAGGCUUGUGAACACAGGGUUCGAGAAUAUAGAUGGUAUGACAACAUCCCCAUCUAUGACAUCACAUUCCGCAGGGUCUCCAAGUGGAAGACGUCAGUCCAAAGUCCAGUUCCAGCCAUCACCGCCUCGAAUUUCACUCAACUCUGGCUUAUUAUUAGAGAUGCUUAAUGGGAUCUAUUUUGCAAUGUUCAAUGGUCAGACGAGAAAAGGGAAAGCAGCCUUAGAAGAUAUACAUAAAAGAGCUAGUUAUGAACUCUACAGUGACGUACUACUGAUUACAAAUGCAGUUAAGAAUUCCCUUCAGUUCAACCCAUCAGGUCAGCCAGAGGAUGGGCCAAUGGGUGUGGCUAUUGCAGUCACGCCAUCUACUUCUUCAACUAGCGUUAGUAAAGCUGCUAUCACCAAUGCUUCCUUCAGAGCAAAGAAACUGCCUGAUGAUAUCGCACUCCAAGAAGAUGUAAGUGACCUACCACCAAAAUAUGACGCAAUCACAGAGGAGGAUGGUACUACUGCCAUAAAAUCCGAACCAGUAAAGUCUAAAAAAUCAGGACCCUUAAAAUCUGUCCUUAAAAAAUCUGACAAUAAAACAAAAUUAACAAAACGAGACUCUGAUGUGUCGGCAAAGAGUUUUUCAUCGGAUGGUCCACAAGUUCAAGUGAAUGGUGACACGGCAGAUCCAACAGGGGUGGUGGUUGUUCUAAAAGAGGCAAAACAGCAUGUAGAUACAAUAGAACUUAAUAAAAUUGCAACAGUUUAUAAGAAAAAGGCUUAUGAUGUAAGAGACACGAGCAAACGGAAUUCCACUGGUUCAUCAAUGGAGUCCAAAGUUUCUAUUGACACUGUAGACUAUACAAAACUCUCAGGAAGUGCUGAUGAUGUUACAAUACGAAAUAGUCAUAUAGAAAGCAUAGAAAAACCUGUGAUAGUUCCAGCGAGUCAUAGUAGUUAUAUUGUGAAGUCAAAUGGUAGUUCUCCCAAUAUGAAUAGCUCAAAUGGUACGGAAACAACACAAGACACUCAUAUGUAAAACACCAUUCAACAGAACUCCUAUUUUAGUAGCCAACUUACAUAGUUUACUAUACAUGUAUACAUGUUAACUAUUUUGUCUGGAAAAGUACAAAUAAAUAUCGUUUCAUUCUUGAAGCUUUGUAAAAAAUAUCAGAUGGUCAUGUUCGUCAUUGGUCACCUUUUUUUCAUCAAAUUUUCAUCUUUUUCAUUCCUGUACAAAUUGGUAAAAUGUUUUUGCAAUUCACACUCUGUUUCGUCAUGGGCUUUCUCUUUAAAGCCAAUGGCUUCGCACAGGAAACUGGUCCAAUGAUUAAAAUAUUUCAAUGGCCAUGCACAACAUUUUUUUAUUCAUAAUAACCAAAUGACUGAUUUUGUCGCAUAUCUAUGCAAUUAAGAGCAUAAACACAUGCCUGUUGACUUUAUUCCUUGCCAGUUCCACUAUUUUCCACCUAUUUUGACUUUAACAAUAUGGCCACUGUGACAUUGCGUGUAUGAAUUAACAUUUGCCUUGAUGAUUUAUUGCCAGUAUGAACACAUACAUAAAACUCUAGCUUUACAGCAUCCAAUUAUUAUGGAAAUCUAUCCU